Messenger RNA from Salvelinus fontinalis (brook trout), 3645 nucleotides. Its product is annotated as relaxin-3 receptor 1-like. NCBI's taxonomy places the organism in Eukaryota, Metazoa, Chordata, Actinopteri, Salmoniformes, Salmonidae. The transcript has a single exon. The record is from RefSeq and is a predicted model, not a curated record. Gene Ontology annotation, biological process: immune response; G protein-coupled receptor signaling pathway. Gene Ontology annotation, molecular function: G protein-coupled receptor activity. The coding region runs from base 411 to 1616 and encodes 401 amino acids. Gene Ontology annotation, cellular component: membrane.
AUUUAUGAUGAGUGGGAGAUGUGCACAAACAUUGCAGGACGACCAAGGCAUUUUCUGGGUUGUUUCUAACGGAGACAGGCGAGAAGCUGUGGUGGUGAUUACGAGCCUGAACCUUGCGCGUGCCUGCGGAAUCUAUAAAAGAAUGAGAGGUGAGUCCACCGAGCUCAGUGAAGUGAAUGAGAGACGAUACGCUACGCGUUGCAGAGGACCUAUACAGUGGAGACCUAUACAGUGGAGAACAACUUGGAUUUAGCAAAAAGACAGCUCGACAGAGAAAAUGAAUAGGACAGGUAUGUUCUAAGUAACAUGUAGGCUGCUUUUUUCCCCCUCAUCAUGAAUGUGGCAUCUCCUACCAAUUUCUACUCCUGAGCAUAAGAGGUCUCCAACAUGCCAUGCUGAGUGAUUUGUGAAUGAAUAAGUCCGCCAUGCAACCAAAUGACAGUGUGCAGACCCUGGUACCAGAGGUGUGUGAGCAAGUACUGGAGGAUAAUGCAGGACUGGGUUACGGUGGCUCUACUGGCAACCUGUCGCUGCGCUGCUGGCUACACUUCUUAAGCAAGGAAUCCAUACUGGAGCUUCAGGGAGAUGGUUCCAGCAUCACAGUACGUGUAAUGAUAGCUCUGGUGUACUCUGUCGUGUGUGCACUGGGGCUAGUGGGGAAUUCUCUAGCACUCUACCUGCUUCACUCACACCACAGUCAGAAGCAGUCCUCAAUCAACUGCUUUGUAAUGGGCUUGGCUCUCACCGACCUGCAGUUUGUUCUCACGCUCCCCUUUUGGGCUAUUGACACGGCUUUGGACUUCCGCUGGCCCUUCGGCAAAGUAAUGUGUAAGAUCAUCAGCUCCGUGACCAUCAUGAACAUGUACGCCAGCGUCUUCUUCCUGACUGCCAUGAGUGUGGCUCGAUACUACGCAGUUACCUCGGCCCUCAAGAUGCACAGCAAGCGUACGGCGGCAGCCAGCGCCAAGUGGAUCAGCCUGGGCAUCUGGGUAGUGUCGCUGCUAGCCACCCUGCCCCACGCCAUCUACUCCACUAGUGCCCAGCUAUACGAUGAGGAACUGUGUUUGGUGCGAUUCCCUGAGUCAGGCAGGUGGAACCCUCAGCUGCUCCUGGGGCUGUACCAGCUACAGAAAGUACUGCUGGGCUUUGUUAUUCCCUUGGUGGUCAUCACUGUGUGCUACCUGCUACUGCUGCGCUUUGUGCUGAGCCAACACAUCAGUGGAGCGGCCAGCUCAGAGGGCUCGGAAGGCCGCCACAAGCGCCGGUCCAAAGUAACCAAGUCGGUGGCCAUCGUGGUGCUGUCCUUUUUCUUGUGCUGGCUUCCCAACCAGGCGCUGACGCUGUGGGGCGCGCUGAUUAAGUUUGACCUGGUGCACUUCAGCAACGCAUAUUACAACGUCCAGAACUACACCUUCCCGCUGACUGUGUGUCUGGCUCACACCAACAGCUGCCUCAACCCUGUGCUCUACUGCAUAAUCCGCCGUGAGUACCGCGCGGGCCUCAAAGAGCUGCUGCAUGCCACACCCUCCUUCAGGAGCCUGGCCAACCUGCUACCCCGCAAGGCCAAGGUGGCAGAGGCUCCCCCUGUCAUGACGCUGGUCCAGAUGGAUGUCUAAAGGCGGGCGGCUCAGCGUCUCUCGUAGACAAUGGGCAACAACAAGGAAUGCACUCAGCUCUCCAAAAUACCACUUUCAUGGAAUUUGUUUGUUGUAGUUGCUGGAGCAGCAUCACAAGGCAAGCCCAUUGGGAUGUGUGCGGGGCAAAUUAAAUAAUAAUUACAUACUUUACUGUUUAAUUAGUCAUACUAUGCUGUUUUACUUGGAGAAUUGUCUGUUGUUAUAUGUUAGUAUUUUGCUGAUACAGCUUCGUCUUUUGUAACUUGGUCAUGGGUCAGGGCCUACAGAUAAGAGCCAUUUGGGUGUGACUGUAGUAUGUGACAUCCUGUUUUAACAAUCCACAGGAACUUAGAUGUGUGGAAACAUGCAGGAAGGAACGAUCAAUGGUGGCAACGUCAGCUAUCUUAAUCUGCACAGACAAGCUAAAUCAGCUUUUACACACCAUGUUCCGUCCCUGUUUCCACCGGUCUGCUAAACUGCCACGUCGACAAAAUAGGUUGUUCUUUUUCUAUAAGAGGAGAGAGACAACUCUUUUCGUUGAGCUUUCCUAACGAUGCACUGUUGAGUGGUUGUUAUUGAUUGCUUCAUUUUUGCAAAUCUUAUAAAUAGUUGUUUUGAAGAAUACAGUCUCUCCCUUUGGUUAGAAAAACCACGACAUGUUGUUCGUCGAGCAGGUCCAGUUGUUCGUCGAGCAGGUCCACAUACUUUUGGUCAUGUAGUGUAUAUGGUUGGAUUUGUUGGAAUUCUCUCUCCAGAUCUUCCUAUAGGGAAGCAAAUCUUCCUUGCGAUGUAGUUAGACACAAAGCUGCUCUCGCUGUCAGAGACGUCUGUGUAGCCCGUUGUUCAAAUGGUGAUGUGUGUGUGUUUUUGACCGAGCUAGUAUAAGCCAGCAUACGAACAUGCCCACUUUUGCAACAUAAUGCCUGCCCUUCGACCUUACGCCUGCCCACAUGUGAAAGUUCAAGUAAAUCACAUGAUAAACGAGGUGAAAAGGAGACUGGAGGCCGUCUUUAAUAACUUGUGCUGCCUUCUCAUAAUUUAUCAUAGGGGUCUUAACAGGUUCAAGCUGUACUGCUUCACCCACCGCCUUGUACCUGCGAGAUAAAUACAGACCGUCAAUCCCCCCAUGAUCUCCAUUAAGGAGGGAAUAAAUAAUACAUUUGUUUUCACUCAUUUGAAUCAGUGAACUUACUCAUAAAGCUCAUAAAGCCAUUUCUUCAAGCUUUGUGGACAAAUGUCUCGCUUCAGGAAGCUUCGUUGUGUGUGCAAGCAACAGAUUAGUAGUUUGAGUAUUGUUUUACUCCAAUGGACAUAGAAACAUUUAGUGUGGUGGGAACAUACUGUAUAUGUGAUUGAGGUAAGGAAUGUACCAGAGGAACAUACCAGAAAGCAAGUGGUAGGUCAUUGCCUUGCACCACAUAAGCUGAUCAUAAAAGGAAAACAUUUCUCCCAAGUGUUAACUACAGAUGUAUGCAAGGUCAGGGUCUCUUUCUUUGUGCACUAGAAUGUAAGAAAACAAUUAUAUUUGAAGGAAUGGAGAAAUUGCAUUGCAUUGCAACAAAAAUACAACCUUGCUUUCGCCGUCUGCCUAUUAAUCACUCAUUCUCAGUCUGUUACAGACAUAGAGCUGCUCUCUCUCUCUCACACACACGCAUGUAGACACGCACCCACACUGAGCCGCUGCUUGCUUUAAGAGAUACAAUGUGAAUGUCUUAUUGGAUAUCAUCCUCCUACACAUUCACACAUCUGUAUUCAGAAAUCAGUUUGAAGGAAACAUAUUCAAAUAUUGAAAUAGCCUAAACUUUCAAUGGGAUGUGAAUUAAAAAAACACAAGUCUCUGUGAAAUCAUGUACUGUAAGGAUUAUACUGCAAAAGCUCUACAGUAUUACUACUGUGAUUCAUCAUUCUCUGUAAUUGUGUUGCCUAGGUAUAUCAUUAUAUAAACAGUUUUUCUAAGUAAUUAUGAAAAUUACAAGUGAAUACAUGAUCUGCAUUAUGAAAGACUAAUAAAUAAACCACUCAACUUGAA